AUGGUGGAUUACAUUUGCCAGUACCUGAGCAGUGUGAGAGAGAGACGGGUGACUCCUGAUGUACAGCCAGGUUACAUGAGAACCCAGUUGCCAGAUUCUGCCCCAAUGGACCCAGACAGCUGGGACGACAUCUUUGGAGAUAUAGAGAAGAUUAUUAUGCCUGGGGUAGUCCACUGGCAAAGUCCACACAUGCACGCCUACUUUCCAGCUCUUACUUCCUGGCCUUCACUCCUUGGAGAUAUGUUGGCCGAUGCAAUUAACUGCUUGGGAUUCACAUGGGCCUCCAGUCCAGCCUGUACAGAACUGGAAAUGAAUGUGAUGGAUUGGUUGGCUAAAAUGCUGGGCCUCCCAGACAAAUUCCUACACCACCAUCCUGACAGUGUGGGUGGAGGAGUAUUACAGAGCACUGUGAGUGAAGCAACCUUGGUUGCACUACUAGCUGCAAGGAAAAACAAAAUUCUGGAGAUGAAGCUUUCUGAGCCAGACACUGAUGAGUCCUCACUCAAUUCUCGCCUCAUUGCUUAUGCAUCUGAUCAGGCACAUUCUUCUGUUGAAAAGGCUGGCUUGAUUUCUCUUGUGAAGAUGAAGUUUCUGACUGUGGAUGAGAACUUUUCCCUCAGAGGUGAAACUCUGAAGAAAGCCAUUGCAGAAGACAGAAAGAAAGGCCUAGUGCCAGUCUUUGUUUGUGCAACUUUGGGUACAACUGGUGUCUGUGCUUUUGACAAUCUCUCAGAACUGGGUCCGAUUUGUGAUGCUGAGGGACUCUGGCUUCACAUUGAUGCUGCAUAUGCAGGAACAGCAUUUGUAUGUCCCGAGUUUCGAUUGUUCUUGGAUGGAAUUGAAUAUGCAGAUUCCUUUACGUUUAACCCUUCUAAAUGGAUGAUGGUUCAUUUUGACUGCACUGGAUUUUGGGUUCAGGAUAAAUACAAGUUACAUCAAACCUUCAGUGUUAACCCUGUCUACCUCAGGCAUCCCAACUCAGGAGCUGCUGUUGAUUUCAUGCACUGGCAAAUUCCACUGAGUCGUCGAUUCCGCUCUUUGAAGCUGUGGUUUGUGAUUCGUUCAUUUGGGGUGAAAAAGCUUCAAGCUCAUGUCCGACAUGGUACCGAAAUAGCCAAAUUCUUUGAAUCCCUGGUUAAAAGUGAUCCACUCUUUGAAAUUCCUGCCAAGAGACAUCUUGGACUGGUUGUAUUUCGUCUAAAGGGUUCCAACUGCCUGACAGAAAAACUCCUGAAAGAACUAAGUAAUUCUGGCAGGCUCUUCCUUAUUCCAGCAACCAUUCGUGACAAGUUCAUCAUUCGCUUUACUGUAACGUCUCAGUUCACAACCAGGGAAGACAUUCUGCAGGACUGGAACAUCAUUCAACACACUGCAGCCCAGAUCGUUAGCCAGAAUUAUGGGUUGCACUGCAUCAAUCCUGGUGAUGGGGCAAGGCUCCCUAAUACGAUAGUGAAGCCUAGUUCUGAUGCUGUUAGUAAUGCCUCCCAGCUUUAUCUAGAUGGAGGGAAAUACAAAAUGCCUUCUAGUAAAAUAGUAGUUCAGCCUAAGAAGUUGGUGAGUCCCAGUACGUGCGUGAUUAGUCAACAAGUGAAAGGUCAAGGGGAGCCUCUAGAUGACUGUUUUCCAGAAGAUGUUCAAGAUGUUACCAAACACAAGUUAUCCUCUUUUUUAUUUAGUUAUUUGUCUGUUCAAGGCAAGAAAAAGACAGCACGUUCCCUUAGCUGCAACAGUGUGCCAGUGACUGGUAGUCUUGAGCAAUGUAGCUCCAAAGCAGCGACUGCUGACAAGAAAGAGUCUCACACAAAUGCCAGAAUUCUUUCCAGACUGCCUGAAGAGGUGAUGAUGUUCAAAAAAAGUGCCUUCAAAAAACUUAUUAAGUUCUACAGUGUCCCAAGCUUUCCAGAAUGUAGCAUUCAGUGUGGCCUCCAGCUGCCUUGUUGUCCUCUGCAAGCCAUUGUUUAACAAGUCAGA
Merops nubicus (carmine bee-eater) is the source of this 1971-nucleotide messenger RNA. RefSeq names its product histidine decarboxylase (gene HDC). Gene Ontology annotation, molecular function: pyridoxal phosphate binding; histidine decarboxylase activity. Bases 1 to 1962 code for a protein of 653 amino acids. Gene Ontology annotation, biological process: histamine biosynthetic process; L-histidine catabolic process. NCBI's taxonomy places the organism in Eukaryota, Metazoa, Chordata, Aves, Coraciiformes, Meropidae. The transcript has 11 exons. The record is from RefSeq and is a predicted model, not a curated record.